Molecule: messenger RNA, 1479 nt
Organism: Elaeis guineensis (African oil palm)
Lineage: Eukaryota; Viridiplantae; Streptophyta; Magnoliopsida; Arecales; Arecaceae
Source: RefSeq, a predicted model, not a curated record
UGUGUUUUGUCAACCGGGGCCUGUCGGUCAAACUGGCUUGCCCUUGAAAUGGAUUGCAAACCGAAACCCUCUCUCUCUCUCUAUAAAAACCCCGAAGCCUUUUCUCAUUCUAACCUGCUUCGCUUUUGAUCACCUUUCCUUUCCACCCUCUGUCUCUGUUCUAGUUGUUUCCGGUGGCCUGGGAUGGAGCUGGGCUUGAGCUUGGGAGAGGCGCCGGCGAAGGCAUUCUUCGCGGCGCAGAAGGCUGGGGUGAAGGCCACGGGAGGGCUGGUGUUGGGGUUUGGCAUGGGUUUGGGAGUUGGGCUUGGAGGAAGGGAGGAAGAAGAGGAGGAGGAGAGGGGAAGAGUGGAGGAGGAGGAAGCGAGGGAGGAGGAGGAGAGAGAGGGGGAACAGGAGAGGGGUUCUGCUGAGCCCCCGGUGCAGCUUAACCUCCUUCCUCUCGCUCCUGUUCCACGGCGCUCCACGCCCCAGCUCGGGUUCCCUUGGGCGCCGGAGACCAGAAAUUUGGAGGUUUCGACGCGGGGGUUCGACGUCAACCAGGCGCCGUCGGCGGAGGUGGAGGAAGGGGCGGCGGUGUCGUCGUCGCCGAACAGCACCAUCUCUUCAUUCCAGAUGGACUUCUCCGCCGUCAUGGGCCGCGGCGGCGAGAAGGGAGUUACGGCCGCCGGCCGGAGCGAAGGGGAGGUGGAGAGGACUUCCUCGAGGGCCAGCGACGAGGAGGAGAACGGGCUUGCAAGGAAGAAGCUCCGCCUCUCCAAGGAACAGUCCGCCUUCCUGGAAGAAAGCUUCAAGGAACAUAACACUCUUAACCCGAAGCAAAAGCUUGCUCUGGCUAAACAACUAAAUCUUCGACCCCGGCAAGUGGAAGUCUGGUUUCAGAACAGAAGAGCCAGCUGCGAGACGCUAACGGAGGAGAACCGCCGUCUCCAGAAGGAGCUGGCGGAGCUACGCGCGCUCAAGACUUCCCACCCCUUCUACAUGCACCUCCCCGCCACCACGCUCUCUAUGUGCCCCUCCUGCGAGCGCGUCGCCUCCACCACUACCACCGUCCCCCCCGCUGCCGCCGCUAACGCUGCUUCCGCCGCCUCCACCGCCGCCGCCACCACGGCCGCCGUCGCCACCCCCGCCGCUGACAACCGGCCGUCCUCGUUCGCCUCCCUAUUCUCGAAACCCCGCUUCUACUCCUUCCAGGCGCCCCACUCGGCUCCCACCCACCAGCCAUCGGCUGCCUCGUAAUCGCCGGUCCCGCCUCGGGUGGUGGUUCUUGUAAAUACUGACGACGUAAAGGCCUUCUUUGGGUUUUUAAUUUUUACUUCAGUCCUUUUUUUUUUUUUGGUCGAAAGAGAUGGAGGUUUGGGAGAUUUUUAUGUGGAUUCUCUUGUUCCUUUUCCAGAGAGAGAGAGAGAGAGAAUGCUGAUACUGUUAACAGACUUUGCUCUUCUUUCUUUUAAAUAUAAAAUCUCGGUUUAUUUACCUGGA